Messenger RNA from Psilocybe cubensis, 1161 nucleotides. RefSeq lists its product as uncharacterized. The record is from RefSeq and is a predicted model, not a curated record. The coding region runs from base 1 to 1161 and encodes 386 amino acids. NCBI's taxonomy places the organism in Eukaryota, Fungi, Basidiomycota, Agaricomycetes, Agaricales, Agrocybaceae. The transcript has a single exon.
AUGUACUCAGCAUUUCUUGCUGCCAUCAUCGCCAUAGUGGUCUCAUUCAUUGUCAUCGCCUCAUCGAGGAGGUCUAGAGACAGCCGUAGCGGUACUAACAAGCGCCCACGAGCACAAAGUGAAUCCCCUGAGCCCAUCCCAUAUCCCACCACCACCUCAAGAGCACUUCCUUCCCCUCCAUCUCCAUCCACGCCAAUGGCUCUGGCCACAUCUGGACGCUUCGACGAAGCACGGCGCGCAGAGCUCAAGCGCAUCGCAGAGGAAACGAUCGCAGCGAUCAAAGAAGGGCGCUACGCCUUCCGUGGCGUCGACCAAGAUCUCUCGGUUAAGACCCGCGAUGCGAUCAAAAACACGAUCUUUUUCGAGCCCGACUCGGCUGUCUCGCUGUGGGCCUCGACGAAGCCGGACGCCGUGCCGCCCCCGCAGUCCCCGACGCACAUUGCGGUGCUGAACAUCUCGACCCUGGACGCAGCGCGGCUGCUGGAGCACGCGUACAUGACGAACCCACUGGAGGAGCACUCGACGCGGACGGGAGUGCUCAACUUUGCGAGCGCGACGAAGCCUGGGGGCGGGUUCAAGAACGGAGCGGAGGCACAGGAGGAGUCGAUCGCGCGGGCGUCGACGCUGUACUUUUCGCUGAACAAGUCUGAAGAGGCAGCCAAGUUCUACAAGCUGCACCGGGCGGAGAGUGCGCAGAACGCAGCGGCGUACUACUCGCACGCGAUCAUCUAUUCGCCGAAGGUGACGGUGUUCCGAGACGACGAUGGAGAAUGGACAUACCCAUUCGACGUGGACGUGCUGAGCUGCGCUGCGGUGAACGCGGGUGAGCUGAAGAAGUCGCUGAAUGGGCCUAUCAGCAGCGGGCUGGAUGUGUUUGUGGAGAAGGAGAUGGGGGAGCGGAUGGGCCGGAUCCUGUAUGUCUUUGAGCAGCACAAUAUACGCAACAUCGUCCUGGGCACCUUUGGCACGGGCGUCUUCCGCAACAGCGUCGCCACCGUCGCGCGCAUCUGGGCACAACUCCUCAUCCUCCCCGACGCGCGGUUCAAAUACUCGUUCGACCGCAUUAUCUUUGCGAUCACGGGCGGCGAGACAUUUGCGGACUUUCAGAGCGCCUUUGAUGCAUGGGGUCAACACCGAGCACCGGGUCUUCGAGGGGCAUGA